AUGCCGGCACAGGCAAAGGCAGAUGCUAAUGCCCCUGCCAAGUUUCGGCAGAUGGACAGCGAGCGAGUGCACAAUGGGGUUACCCAGAAGGGGGUUCAAGUGUUGCAGCCGCUUCGUUUCUUCGUUCCGGAGGAUGCCAUGAAAGUGGUGGAUGUGUUGCGACCUGCUGUAGAAGCUCGACUUGCGGAUAUCAAGGCCUCCUCAGACCGGCCUGUGGUGACGGUCUACGACGCGACAAUGGGCCAGCAGGAUCUGAUCGAUCCGGCGAACUUUGCCAUAAUGAAGAGAUAUGUUCCGAUGCUCCUUACUGGCACGACUUUGCCAAACCCCAAGAUCCUGUCGUGCAAAGACCACCGAGCAGCGAUGCUGUACGUUGGGUCGGCCUAUGGGUUCUGGAGCCAGGCCUUUGUUUCCGCGAGAGGAAACAAAGGCAAAAUGAAGGACUGGAGUGCCCUGCAAGGGACGCGGCUACGCUGGCUAGUCUCAUAUCUUUGCAAGGUCAUCUACAGAACCCCCUUCGCCAGGACUCCGGAGGUCACGAUAUUGAAGACAAUCUUUUACAAGGUCAACAACAUGAGCCUCCCGACAAGGAAACCGAGCUCGAGUUCUGUAGACUCCGAGGUGCCAUCGGAAAUCGUAUCUGAUGUUGAGUUUGAUGAGGAGGACGAGGAGAUCAUCGAUGAUGACCUCGAGAUCUGCAGUGUGCAGAGCGAGCCCCAUGGCGAUGAUGGCGGCGACCUGCCCGUGACUGUAGAUGUGAGUGAUGAUGAAGGGGAGGCUGAAGCCCCACGGCACGCUGAGCUGAGCAUGGAGGUGCCGAGCGCCGACGAUGGGAUGCUGGUGGACGAGACUUUGGAUCUCGAUGCCAACCGUGCUGCAGAUCAUCACAGCGAGGCCAUGAACGACGUGCAGGCCAUGAUUAUGGAAAUCGACACGCCUUUGCAG
Molecule: messenger RNA, 945 nt
Organism: Symbiodinium necroappetens
Lineage: Eukaryota; Dinophyceae; Suessiales; Symbiodiniaceae
Source: the annotation of a GenBank genome assembly